UUCCUGUUUCGGACAAUCCGUGUCCAAAAUCCUCUUCACCUCCGCAAAUGCUUCUCUUUUUACCUCUUUCCAUUCCACUCCAUGCAUAUAUAGUCCUGAAUCCAAAGCUUUCCUAAGUUCCAUCAUUUAAUCUUCCUCCGCUCAUUUAUUCCCUCUUCUUCAUACUAUCAUUUCAACAAAUCCAGGAAAGAGAGGAAAAACCUCAAAUCCUAACAAUGUCCGGACCCAAAAGGAAAAGAGGCCGAAAACCCAAAAAUACCCUCGCCGAGACCAUGGAUUUCCAGCUAACCACCAACCCCACCAUAUCAUCCUCUCCAUCCGAUGAUGUCACCAUCGCCUCCAUCGCCCACAACGCCGAAGCUUCGGCCGACGCCAGCCCUCCGUCAAAGGUGGCCAACCGACGCCGCGGCCGGCCCCGGAAGGAAACGGGGAAACCCGAGAACGGAUCCCUAAGCCCCCCUCCGAGGAGGAACCCUGCUACCACGACCAUUGUCGUUGCGGGCGAUUCCGCGCGGCUCAAUUCCGAGCCACCGCUGCAGCAACGGUGGGAAAAUGCGGUCAGGGUCGUGCCGUCAAUGGAUGCUGUGGUGAAGGUGUUCUGCGUCCACACCGAGCCCAAUUUCUCGCUGCCGUGGCAGCGGAAGCGGCAGUACAGCUCGAGCAGCAGCGGUUUCAUCAUCGGCGGCGGGCGGAGGGUGCUGACUAAUGCGCACUCUGUGGAGCAUUACACUCAGGUCAAGCUGAAGAAGCGUGGAUCCGACACCAAGUACCUGGCGACGGUGCUCGCAAUUGGGACCGAGUGUGAUAUUGCCAUGCUGACAGUUAAUGAUGACGAGUUCUGGGAAGGAAUUUCACCUUUGGAGUUUGGAUCUUUGCCUGCUCUCCAAGAUGCUGUUACUGUUGUUGGCUACCCAAUUGGAGGAGAUACAAUCUCUGUAACAAGUGGUGUUGUGUCUCGCAUGGAAAUCUUAUCCUAUGUUCAUGGGUCCACAGAGCUUUUGGGACUGCAGAUAGAUGCAGCUAUAAACUCAGGAAAUUCUGGUGGGCCUGCUUUUAAUGAUAAAGGAAAAUGUGUGGGAAUAGCAUUUCAGUCUCUCAAACAUGAAGAUGUAGAAAAUAUAGGGUAUGUCAUACCAACGCCUGUCAUUACUCACUUCAUUCAAGACUAUGAAAAGUCGGGAGAAUAUACAGGAUUCCCGUCUCUCGGAAUUGAGUGGCAGAAGAUGGAAAAUCCUGAUUUGCGCAAGGCAAUGGGAAUGGCGUCUGAUCAGAAGGGUGUACGCAUUAGAAGGAUAGAGCCUACUUCUCCAGAAUUCAAGUUCCUGAAGCCAUCUGAUAUUAUCCUUAGUUUUGAUGGUAUUAAUAUUGCUAAUGAUGGAACAGUUCCUUUCAGGCAUGGAGAACGCAUUGGUUUUAGUUACCUUGUUUCUCAGAAGUAUACUGGUGAAAAUGCUGUUGUUAAGGUUCUCCGAAAGUCACAAAUUCUUGAAUUCAAUAUAAAACUUACAACCCACAAGCGGCUUAUUCCAGCACACAUUAAGGGAAAGCCUCCUUCAUAUUACAUUAUUGCUGGAUUUGUCUUUACAGCCAUAUCUGUUCCAUACCUUCGUUCUGAGUACGGAAAGGAAUAUGAAUAUGAGGCACCUGUGAAGCUGUUGGACAAGCAUUUGCACUCCAUGGCACAAUCCGUUGAUGAGCAACUUGUGGUGGUUUCUCAGGUUCUCGUUGCAGAUAUUAAUAUUGGUUAUGAAGACAUUGUCAACACUCAGGUUCUUGCUUUCAACAGCAAACCUGUCAAGAAUUUGAAGGGAUUGGCAAGCAUGGUAGAGAGCUGUAGCGAUGAGUUUUUACAGUUUGAUCUGGAGUAUCAACAGAUAGUUGUCCUCCAGACAGAAACUGCGAAGGCUGCGACGCUAGAUAUCCUUACAACACAUUGCAUACCUUCAGCUAUGUCCGAAGAUCUAAGGACUUGAAGUUCAGCUGCUCUGUGGAUGCAUAUGCAUAUAUCUAAGCAGCCAAACUACUUAGGUUUCUUUUUGCAGGUCUUUUGGUAACUUGGAAAUUGGUUGGUUGGAGCUGCGCAGGGGGGUAAGUUGUUUCUCAAUCCCAUUAAUAUGGGCCCCAAUGAGAAAAGAAGCCAUUCAGAGGUUGCAUUGGCAUUUUUUAAUAUAUUUUCUGAACCUCUAAGAGAACUGCUGGUUCAAUCAUGCAAACCUACAUCUGACAUUUAGCAUAGGUAUGGAAUGCUCACGCUAAAUUGAAGUUUGGCUAUGAUUUUUGUUAGGAAUUUUUGGCAUAAAGUUCUUUUUUUUGAUGAAUGUGAUCGAAUUAUGCAAAGCCACAGUUUUUAGGUGAGCAUACUGUAAUGAAGAGAUCCAUUGGAUCUGGUUUU
Magnolia sinica is the source of this 2392-nucleotide messenger RNA. Its product is annotated as protease Do-like 9. The transcript has 9 exons. Gene Ontology annotation, molecular function: protein binding; serine-type endopeptidase activity. Lineage: Eukaryota; Viridiplantae; Streptophyta; Magnoliopsida; Magnoliales; Magnoliaceae. Bases 216 to 1973 code for a protein of 585 amino acids. Gene Ontology annotation, biological process: proteolysis. The record is from RefSeq and is a predicted model, not a curated record.